AGCAACAUAUGAGAAACCGUUUUAGUACAUGCAUGGUGCUCCUACACAAUGAGGCUUCUGGCCAGCUCUCUAUUGUUGCUGUGUCUUUCUGCCUAUUCAGAGGGCACCGUCAUCUCCAAAGAGCCUGGUGAGAGCAUCCAUUUGACAUGUUCUUCUGAGGAAUGUCCAACAUACAGCAAUGAAUACCAUUAUCUGUAUCUUUAUUAUACAAUUGAUGAGGAGGCAGAGGUGGUAUUCUCAAAUAUCAAAUCAGAAAGGUUCUCUCCACGAGGAAAGUAUGAGAGCAGGACCAAGCUGGACAUACAUAACCGGACCAUCACCCUCAGCAACCUGACAGCGAGCGAUACCGGCAUCUACAAAUGUGUUUACAAGAAAUCUAGUACAGAAAAGAUCACUUGCAGCGUCUAUGCAGUUUUCAUCACAGAAAAGACUCCAUGUUCCACCGUAUCUCCCGCCGUCGAGCCAAGUCCAGUCCUGAUGUACAUCAUUUUUGUCUGCAUCAUCAGUGUGCUGGCCAUGUGGAUCCUCAUGCUGCUGAUCUUACCAAAGGUACAACAGCGGUUCAUAAAAAGAAGAGCGAUGCAUGCCCAUCAAUCCUCUGCUGACAAUGUGUACGAAAUCAUGAGGCGGGAAGAGGGAGCUCAGGUCGCAGCUCCGAUUGGACUGGUUUAGAAAUGAAUUCAAUGUAUUUUGAGCGUGGUGUUCUUUGUCUUUAUUGUUUUUAAAGUUUUUGAUUUUUAAUUUAUAUUCUAGAAUUGAAAUAUUAUUGAACUGUAAUGUCUUUCUGGAUAAAAAAAAA
Cyprinodon tularosa is the source of this 799-nucleotide messenger RNA. RefSeq lists its product as uncharacterized. The transcript is spliced from 4 exons. The record is from RefSeq and is a predicted model, not a curated record. Gene Ontology annotation, molecular function: signaling receptor activity. NCBI's taxonomy places the organism in Eukaryota, Metazoa, Chordata, Actinopteri, Cyprinodontiformes, Cyprinodontidae. Bases 49 to 672 code for a protein of 207 amino acids. Gene Ontology annotation, cellular component: membrane. Gene Ontology annotation, biological process: adaptive immune response.